This is a messenger RNA of Pelobates fuscus (common spadefoot toad), 4828 nucleotides long. RefSeq names its product serum response factor (gene SRF). NCBI's taxonomy places the organism in Eukaryota, Metazoa, Chordata, Amphibia, Anura, Pelobatidae. The record is from RefSeq and is a predicted model, not a curated record. Gene Ontology annotation, molecular function: protein dimerization activity; serum response element binding; DNA-binding transcription factor activity, RNA polymerase II-specific. The coding region runs from base 209 to 1633 and encodes 474 amino acids. The transcript has 7 exons. Gene Ontology annotation, biological process: positive regulation of transcription by RNA polymerase II.
UCGGAUUGCCCUGAGUUUUAGGGGUUUCCAGCUUGCGUGGAGGUAAGCUCUGCAGUUUAGGGUUGCCAGGCCUGGAAGAUUGUAUAGGGUUGCAAAGGAAUUAUGAUUAUUUAGCCCAUGGUCUCUCACUGCUAACCCCAGGUUAAUAAUCCAUAACAGGCCGGUCAGUCCAGUGAGUAGUGGGGACAAGGUUUGGAGAGUCACGCUGAUGCUACCAAGUCAGGCUGGGGCCACCCCAGGGAAUGGCUCCUCUCUGGGCCGGAGCUCAGUUCUUGGCUUACCUCGGCGUGCUGGUAAUGGAGCUUCUCCAGGCAAGGGUAGGACACCAGGCCCUGGGUUAAUGGGAAACCGGUAUGAAAUGGCCCCGGGUGGUGGACAGGCCGUUUACAGUGGCAGUGAAGCUACCUCAGACUCUGGAGAAGAUGAUGAUCCACCUUCAUUGUCCAGGGGGGUGAAGCGUAGCUUAACCGAGCUGGACCUUGGGGUUCCAGAAGCUGGAGGCCCUGGGACAGGUGGAGGAGGAUAUCCUGGUGCCAGUGGGUCGGUUUCUGGAGCCAAACCUGGCAAGAAAACUCGGGGUAGGGUCAAGAUCAAGAUGGAGUUUAUCGAUAACAAGCUAAGGAGGUACACCACAUUCAGCAAGAGAAAGACUGGCAUCAUGAAAAAGGCCUACGAGCUGUCCACUCUGACUGGGACGCAGGUCUUGCUGCUGGUGGCCAGUGAAACAGGCCAUGUCUACACAUUUGCUACACGUAAACUGCAACCAAUGAUAACCAGUGAGACCGGGAAAGCUCUGAUUCAGACCUGCUUAAAUUCUCCGGAUUCCCCUCCACGUUCUGACCCUUCCACUGACCAGCGAAUGAGUGCCACCGGUUUUGAGGAGACUGAUCUCACCUAUCAAGUAUCAGAAUCUGACAGCAGUGGAGAGACCAAGGACUCUCUAAAGCCGGCAUUCACGGUCACUAACCUGCCCGGUACCUCCAGCAUACAGACUGCUCCCACCACCUCCACAUCCAUGCAGGUCAGCAGUGGGCACUCCUUUCCAAUCACCAACUACUUGGCACCUGUCACAAGUGCCAAUGGAACCGUACUGAAGACUGAGGGAAAUGCCAUGAGUUCAGCUGGUCUAAUGCAGUUGCCGACUGGCUUUACACUCAUGUCUGCAGGGGGAGCUGUAGCACAGCAAGUGCAAGCCAUCCAGGUUCAUCCAGCAAGUCAGACAUCACCGUCCAGUGACAGCAGCUCAGAGCUGAUCCAGACAUCUUCCAGUGGAACAGUGACAUUACCUGCUGCCAUCAUGACCUCUUCAGUGCCUACAACUGUUAGUGGGCACAUGAUGUACCCCAGUCCACACGCCGUGAUGUAUGCUCCCACUCAGGGUUUGGCGGAUGGCAGUCUAACCGUGCUCAAUGCCUUCUCCUCUGCUCCUUCCAUGCAGGUGUCACACUCACAGGAGCAGGGAGGCGUGCAGCAGGUGUUUCUAACUGCCCCGUCUGGUACUGUCCAGAUUCCUGUGUCAGCAGUGCAACUCCACCAGAUGGCCGUCAUCGGGCAGCAGUCCAGCACGAGCAGUAAUCUCACGGAGCUCCAGGUGGUUAAUUUGGACGCUACACACAGCAGUAAAAAUGACUGAUCAGGUGUGGAGCGCAGAACCUGACAUUACAAACUCUACCACUUAUUUAUUGUUGCCUUUUUCACGUUUUCUUUCAAUCGUCUUGGUUUCCAACAUAUGCCGGUAUGGCACAGAAGAUGGCUUUAUAUGCACCCCCAAAGAGAAAGAAGCCCCUGUCUGUACUAACUGCCCUCCCUGAAGUCUGCAGCAAUGAAAGGGUUAAAAUUAAAUGCCUGCGCUCCCUCACGCACUCUAGCUAAACACGUUAUUUUGCACUGACAUGGUGUGAGUGGGCGCAUCUACCCUAUGUAUCUGUUACAUAUAAAAGCUGAGGAACUGAUGUGGUGUGCUUGACCUGGGUGCACAUAGGGUGGUUCUACUGGACUUGGCUAUCAGUGUUAUCGUCUGGCAGGUCCUGUGCAGGGGCGGCUCGGUAAGCAGGAAAUAGAAGAAAAAGACCCCUCAAAAAAAUCUAUUUUUCUACAAGUCAGUUUUCAGUAUUUACAUUUAGAGGUAAGCUACGCCUUCAUUGAUCCCUAAACAGCUGGUAUAAGAGUCUGACUUUGCAGUGCCAGCACAGAAGCUCACUGGCACAAGGGCGCUACAGACUUGACGUUCUCAAUGCACAGCCAUUCAGUACAUUCGAAUCUUGUUUUAAAUCAUGUGUUUAUCUGGCUGAGAAAGUGAUCUUCAUAGGAAGCUGUUAUUUUUACUUAUUCUCCUGUUUCCAUGUGUGGCAGGCUCCAGUGAUAUUUACAGUUCAUGUUCUGCAUUCUUACAAAUUGACACAUCAGGGAAAGACACAAAACAUUUAACUGAAUAAACACGUGCUCCGUAACCACAUGGGUCCCAGAAAGUGUGGGUUCUUACGCUGUUUACAGUUUACCUCACCAGUCCCAUGUAUUUGUAUAGAAAGCAUUGUAUUUGCUGGUCAGAAAGCUUGCUCUGUGUAGAUAUAUAGUGAAUGCAGAGCCUUUUAUAUUAAUAUUUCAGUCCCAAAAGGUUGACCGGAAAAAUAAAUGACUUGCUGCUAAAUAAGAGUGCCUUCCCCAUAUUCCCACCACUGUUCUGCUCCUUGCUAUAACCAAUACCGUUCUAUCACAUCUGCACAGACAGUGGGUCAAGUGCCAGUUUUUUUUAGGGUAAGUGGCCAGGGCGUUAAAACAACUUGCACAUUUUUACGCUGUCAACAAUCAAGGUUACAUUUGGCAGAGUGCGGGAAUAUAGUCAAAGCAUACAGCAGCGUUGAUGGGCGCGUGUGAGGCAUGUGCUUUGGCUGGUGAGGAUUACCAUAGAGUUCUGUUUGUGUAUUUCAGCCUCUCUGGCCAUAGACUGAACCUUCACUAUACAUAUCCUAAGGCAUUAAACACAGCUAGGUGAGUUAGCAGAAAUAAAGUGCUUACUAGUUAAAUGUUUUGCAAUGUCCCAGACUUCAUCUGACCACCAGCAGGUCUUCAGAUGGAGGCCACUGUUAAAACCUGCGUGGUGUCUUGAACUUCCUCAGACAGAGCUGGAAUGGUUAUACUUUGCAGGAUGUCUCGUGUGACCUCCGACAGAGCUGCUGGAAGGUUAUACUUUGCAGGAUGUCCUGUGUGACCUCCGACAGAGCUGCUGGAACGGUUAUACUUUGCAGGAUGUCUUGUGUGUCCUCCGACAGAGCUGGAACGGUUAAACUCUGCAGGAUGUCUCGUGUGACCUCCGACAGAGCUGCUGGAACGGUUAUACUUUGCAGGAUGUCUUGUGUGUCCUCCGACAGAGCUGGAACGGUUAAACUCUGCAGGAUGUCUUGUGUGACCUCUGAUAGAGCUGCUGGAACGGUUAUACUUUGCAGGAUGUCCUGUGUGACCUCCGACAGAGCUGCUGGAACGGUUAUACUUUGCAGGAUGUCCUGUGUGACCUCCGACAGAGCUGCUGGAACGGUUAUACUUUGCAGGAUGUCCUGUGUGACCUCCGACAGAGCUGCUGGAACGGUUAUACUUUGCAGGAUGUCCUGUGUGACCUCCGACAGAGCUGCUGGAACGGUUAUACUUUGCAGGAUGUCCUGUGUGACCUCCGACAGAGCUGCUGGAACGGUUAUACUUUGCAGGAUGUCUCGUGUGACCUCUGACAGAGCUGCUGGAACGGUUAAACUCUGCAGGAUGUCUCUUGUGACCUCCGACAGAGCUCGAACGGUUAUACUCUGCAGGAUGUCUCGUGUGACCUCCAACAGAGGUGCUGGAACGGUUAUUCUUUGCAGGAUGUCCUGUGUGACCUCCGACAGAGCUGCUGUAAAGGUUAAACUCUGCAGGAUGUGUCAUGUGACCUCAGACAUAGCUGCUGGAACGGUUAUACUUUGCAGGAUGUCUUGUGUGUCCUCCGACAGAGCUGCUGUAACGGUUAAACUCUGCAGGAUAUCUGAUUCUUCUAGUAAGUUUGUUUCUAGAUCCUAUUUUAGCCAAAGUGAACCCAAACUUGGGGGACUGUUCUAUAUGAUUACAAAUUAAAUUCAACCCAGCAAACCCUUUAGUGACCAUGAUUUAGACACAUUCAUGACAAACAUGACUUUAUACGGACUACAAAGGGGUUAAAGACGCUAACAGGUAACCUGAAUUGAUCACUGUAUUCUCAACUAUGAAAACGUGUUAAAUUUUUUAUUUCUUUUGAUAAUGGAUUUUAACGUUUCUCUGUAUCCCUCCUAGUUGGCACGAGUUUCACUAUAAUGGGCUCACAGGUCAAUGGCUGUGUCCUGGAUUUUGAAAUUUUUGUAUUCACAACAAAUGGGCUGUUUUCUGAUAAUUACCUUUUUUCCCUUUUCUUUCUUUCUUUCCCCUCUGACAACCUUUCCUGGUUGCUGGACCAUAUGGCCAGUGCCAACGUACCAGCAGUAGUGCCCAUGCAGUACUGUGCCAGUGAGGGGCAAGUGGACAGCAAAGGCUGGGAAUACAGGCUACAUGCGAACACUUGGGGUCCUGAUUGGCUGCUGGGAGGUGCGCCCCAAGCUGGACUCCUCAGGGAGGUGGGAAAUUAGGGUGUAUAUCUCCUGCUUUUCAGUUAUUCAGAUUUUCAUUUUGUUGUGCUUGUGUGUAUUUUAUUAUGAUGAUUUAUUAUUAUUAUUAUUAUAAUAGAUCUUUUCCUUGGAAAAGUUCCUGGGAGAAGUUGUGGAAGUUAAACACAGUACUGUGUACAUAACCCCUUCUUUUGUAUAAAACAAAAAAUAAAUGUAUCAUUUUGUGCACA